Myiozetetes cayanensis is the source of this 1719-nucleotide messenger RNA. RefSeq names its product ribonucleotide reductase regulatory subunit M2 (gene RRM2). Lineage: Eukaryota; Metazoa; Chordata; Aves; Passeriformes; Tyrannidae. The transcript is spliced from 9 exons. The record is from RefSeq and is a predicted model, not a curated record. The coding region runs from base 1 to 1275 and encodes 424 amino acids. Gene Ontology annotation, cellular component: cytosol. Gene Ontology annotation, molecular function: ribonucleoside-diphosphate reductase activity, thioredoxin disulfide as acceptor. Gene Ontology annotation, biological process: deoxyribonucleotide biosynthetic process.
AUGCUGUCUGCCCGCGCCCCGCUCGCCGCCCGCCACGACCAGCCCCAGCCCCGGCUGUCGCCCAAGAAGGGCCAGUCUCCUAUGAAGAGCCUGUCGCCCAUGAAGGGCCUGGCGCUGAGCGACAAGGAGAACACGGUGAGAGCCCGCCCGCCCUUCCGCUGUCCCUGCUCGGUAGCGCGGCAGCCCGCUCAGCCUGCCCCUCUCUCCCUGCAGCCCCCCUCGCUCAGCAGCGCCCGCGUCCUGGCCAGCAAGACGGCCCGCAAGAUCUUCCAGGAGAACGACGGGAACUCGGUGCCGCGGGGCGCGGAGGAGGAGCCGCUGCUGCGGGAGAACCCCCGCCGGUUCGUCAUCUUCCCCAUCCAGUACCACGACAUCUGGCAGAUGUACAAGAAGGCCGAGGCCUCCUUCUGGACGGCGGAGGAGGUGGACCUUUCCAAAGACAUCCAGCACUGGGAGUCCCUGAAGCCAGAGGAGAAGUACUUCAUUUCUCAUGUCCUCGCCUUCUUUGCUGCCAGCGAUGGCAUUGUCAAUGAGAACUUGGUGGAGCGGUUCAGUCAAGAAGUACAAAUCACAGAAGCUCGUUGUUUCUAUGGCUUCCAGAUUGCCAUGGAAAAUAUACAUUCAGAAAUGUACAGUCUUCUUAUUGACACCUACAUUAAGGAUUCUAGAGAGAGGGAGUUUCUUUUUAAUGCUAUUGAAACAUUACCAUGUGUUAAAAAGAAGGCUGACUGGGCCAUGUGCUGGAUUGGGGACAAGAAAGCAACAUAUGGAGAACGUGUAGUAGCCUUUGCAGCCGUGGAAGGAAUCUUCUUUUCUGGCUCGUUUGCAUCAAUUUUUUGGCUGAAGAAAAGAGGAUUAAUGCCUGGACUCACUUUUUCUAAUGAACUCAUCAGUAGAGACGAGGGUUUGCACUGUGAUUUUGCCUGCCUCAUGUUCAAGCACCUGAUACACAAACCAUCAGAGGAGAGAGUAAGGGAAAUCAUCAUGAAUGCUGUUCUCAUAGAGCAGGAGUUCUUGACAGAGGCACUGCCUGUGAAGCUGAUCGGCAUGAACUGCACUUUAAUGAAACAGUACAUAGAGUUUGUGGCAGACCGGCUGAUGCUGGAACUGGGAUUUAACAAGAUAUACAAAGCAGAGAAUCCUUUUGACUUCAUGGAAAACAUUUCUUUGGAAGGCAAGACCAAUUUCUUUGAGAAGCGAGUAGGUGAAUAUCAGAGGAUGGGAGUCAUGUCGAAGCCCACAGACAACUCUUUCACCCUGGAUGCAGAAUUUUAAAUUGAACUUGGACCAUAAGCAUUAAUGUACAUAACACUGUUUACAGGGAAACAUUCUAUAUAUUGGGUCACAGUGUGACUUGAUUUCUGUACUAAAAUCCCACUCUUGUAAAGUAUGGUGAUAUUGGUAUAUUUUAGGAGGCUGGUGUAGCUCCAACAGUAAAAUCUCUUUUAGACUUUGCCAAUGGUGUUAAUGUGUAGAAUGUUUAGAUGUAUCUUACAGUACAUGCUAUUCCAUUUCAUGAAAGAUACAGGCACUUCAUUCUGCAAGAUAAGUUGUGGGCACUGACCUCUGGCUUCUGCUGUUCUCACCAUAAACAAAGGAACUGUUGUAAAUUUGUGGAAUAGUCUGUAGAAAAUUCUGGAGGCAACUACAUGAUCUCACUGCUUUCUUAGCAGGUUUUAAGUUUACCUUUUUACUAUUGUUUUAAUAGUUUGUACAUAA